This is a messenger RNA of Panicum virgatum (switchgrass), 1889 nucleotides long. Its product is annotated as probable glucuronosyltransferase Os01g0926700. NCBI's taxonomy places the organism in Eukaryota, Viridiplantae, Streptophyta, Magnoliopsida, Poales, Poaceae. The transcript is spliced from 2 exons. Gene Ontology annotation, molecular function: glycosyltransferase activity. Gene Ontology annotation, biological process: glucuronoxylan biosynthetic process; plant-type secondary cell wall biogenesis. The record is from RefSeq and is a predicted model, not a curated record. Bases 403 to 1659 code for a protein of 418 amino acids.
GAGCGGGGGGAGUGAUGGACGAACCUCCAUCCACCUACCUAGCAAUUGAUGUAUGGAAGGCUAGGGAAAAAUAUUUAAAGAUCAGCAAGAGACAGCAUUCCUACCCUCUUUCAUGAUCCUUUCUCCCUCUGAGGUACGCAUGUACUGUUAUUGUUCCUGAUAUGUGAUGUUGUCAGUGUGCAAGAGGAGAGGAGGAAGAAUGAAGCAAGCCCAGGAAAGCUCCAUUUCACCUCUCCACCAAACGCUUCUUGGUAGGAAAAUUGGCACAAAAGCUUCCCCCUUGCCUUACACCUUUAACUACCACUGUGACUAUUACCUAGCUCAUGAACAUGUGAGACCAGACAAGGGGAGGCUUGGGAAGGAGACACAGGUGCUGCCAAGGGGCUUGCGGGGAGCAUAAAGAUGAGGCCGGUCUUGGCAAUCGCCAUUCUUGCCACCACCGCUGCAGCAGUGCUCUUCCUUGGGUCUGAGGCGCAGGAGGUGAAGCAGGAUCACCAUACAGAGAGGAUCUCAGGCAGUGCCGGCGAUGUUCUGGAGGACGACGCUGUCGGCCGGCUCAAGGUCUACGUGUACGACCUCCCGGCCAGAUACAACACGGCGCUGCUGGAGAAGGACCCGCGGUGCCUGACGCACAUGUUCGCCACGGAGGUGUUCGUGCACCGGUCCCUCCUCUCCAGCGCCGUCCGCACCCUGGACCCCGAGGAAGCCGACUGGUUCUUCGUGCCCGUGUACACCACCUGCGACCUCACCGCCUCGGGCCACCCGAUGCCCUUCGACUCGCCGCGGAUGAUGCGCAGCGCGAUCCGCCUCGUCGCCGAGCGCUGGCCGCACUGGAACCGCUCCGAGGGCGCCGACCACUUCCUCGUCACGCCGCACGACUUCGGGGCCUGCUUCCACUUCAAGGAGGACAAGGCCGUGGCGCGCGGGAUCCUGCCGCUGCUCCGGCGCGCCACGCUGGUGCAGACGUUCGGGCAGCGGCGGCACGCGUGCCUCAAGGGCGGCUCCAUCACCGUCCCACCGUACGCGCCGCCGGCGCGCAUGGAGGCGCGGCGCCUGCCCCCCGGGACCCCGCGCUCCGUCUUCGUCUACUUCCGCGGCCUCUUCUACGACGCCGGCAACGACCCCGAGGGCGGGCACUACGCGAGGGGCGCCCGCGCGUCGGUGUGGGAGAACUUCCGGAGCAACCCGCUGUUCGACAUCUCGACGGAGCGCCCGGCGACGUACUACGAGGACAUGCAGCGGGCGGUGUUCUGCCUGUGCCCGCUGGGGUGGGCGCCGUGGAGCCCCCGGCUGGUGGAGGCGGUGGUGUUCGGCUGCAUCCCCGUGGUCAUCGCGGACGACAUCGUGCUGCCCUUCGCCGACGCCAUCCCGUGGGCGGACAUCGGCGUGUUCGUCGCCGAGGAGGACGUCCCGAGGCUGGACACCAUCCUCACCUCCAUCCCGGCGGAGGUGGUGCUGAGGAAGCAGCGGCUGCUCGCCACCCCGGCCAUGAAGCGCGCCGUGCUGUUCUCGCAGCCGUCGCAGCCCGGGGACGCGUUCCACCAGAUACUCAACGGGCUCGCGCGCAAGCUCCCGCACGGCGACGGCGUCUUCCUGAGGCCCGGGCAGACGGUACUCAACUGGACGGCUGGCCCACCGGGGGACCUCAAGCCGUGGUAGGUAGCUGGUAGCCGUCAAAUCGCCAUGGCUGAAUGGUGAUGAUGGGCUGCUGGCCAUCAGGCAAAUGGACUUUUUUUUUUUGCUCUUCUUCCACCAUAGAAGAUAGCUGCAAACUGUUGUGAUACGUACGUGAAUGUUCAGCGUAUGUGAAUGUCAUAGCCAAAACUUGCAGAGAUUUUACUCCUGGUGCAUGACUCAUCACAUAAUGUCCCUGCAACCACCUUUUCCAA